CGGUUAAGACAAUUCGACUGAAGCGUGACAGAGAAGGGGGAGUCACCCUCGAGACUGUUCCUUUCACAGGGGUUUUACCUGUCGACGCUCCAGGCGGAGCGCUUAAAUACGCCUCCUCCCCUUGGGUCUAGCCUUCAGUCCUCCGGGAGAGACUGACCGAAACAGACGCUUUGGGAAAGGAACCGCAUGUUGUUGAUGAUAGAAGAAGAUACCAGGAUUCGUACUCAAAUAGAACGGAUUAUGAACGCUUUUGGACAGCAGCCAUCCAACGCGCAGACUAGCCCCAUUCAGCACCACAGCGCACAGGAGCUCCUGGAUAUGGCCGUGUACUGCGAUAACUUCGGCAGCAUGUAUCAGCACCAGCAAAACCUCCAUCAUGGUCACCACCCGCAGAGGCCGCCGGCGCAUCCUCCAAGCUACGGCCUCGGUGAGUACACCUCGCCGACCACCAACCCGUACCUGUGGCUAAACGGACCGAGCAUCGACUCGUCUCCAUACCUGACGGGAUUGAAUGGAGCAUCGUACAUACAGUCUGGAUACGGAGCGAACCAGCGGCAGUUCCUGCCCCCUCCUACGGGGUUUGGUGGCGCUGACCUCGGAUGGCUGUCGAUCUCCAGCCAGCAGGAACUCUUCAAGAUGGUUCGACCUCCUUACUCUUACUCAGCGCUCAUAGCCAUGGCUAUCCAGGGCGCCGGGGACAAGAGGUUGACGCUGAGUCACAUCUAUCAGUAUGUGGCAGAGAAUUUUCCGUUUUAUAAGAAGAGCAAAGCAGGGUGGCAGAACUCAAUCAGACACAACCUGUCACUGAAUGACUGUUUUAAGAAAGUUGCCCGGGAUGACGAUGAUCCUGGAAAGGGGAAUUACUGGACAUUGGACCCGAACUGUGAGAAAAUGUUCGAUAACGGCAACUUCCGAAGAAAGAGAAAGAGACGAGCUGACUUGAACGGGGGAGACACCAACAACACUGUUCUUCCGGUGAAAUCCGAAGACACUGCCGCCCUGAAGCUCUCCGACACGGCCAGCAUCAUGAGUUCAUCCCCUCUCAGCCUCCAGAACUCCCCUGGUUCCUCCGAGCCCAAAUCAUCGCCGUCCCCGUCGGUGGAACACAGUCCCUGUUACAACAACUUUGUCUCCACUAUGAACACGAUGCUGGCGGGGAGUAACAACGGCUCUACUCGGGAGGGGGGCAGGGGGGACUUUGGUUCAGGAGGACAUGUUAUGGGGGAUUUGUCGCCUCAUCAGACCCGAGAGAACAUGUCCGGACUUGGUUCAUACUCGCCGUCUCAAAUCACGCCAUUGAACACUGAUGUCACUCAGCUCUCCACAGCUAAUAGAAUGAACUACUACACAUCAGCACAGAACACUCACAGUGGAGGCCUGGGCCUCACCAACUCUCUCCCAAACCACUUCAGUGUUAAUCAUUUGAUAUACAGCCGCGAAGGAACCGAGGUGUAAAGGCAGUAGGCUAUAAGCCUUGUCCUAAAUAUGUCAGAUAUAUGUAGAUAAUAUAAUGCAACUCGUUGGCAUUCUUGUAUGAAGUACUCAGUGAGUACAUCAAUUACCAUGAUUAUUAUUCAUGUUACGCAUUCCACAAUAAGAACGCGUUAUUAUAGCAAUGUCUUAAAUAUACUUUCUCGUGAUUGAAUCUGGAUUCAAAGUGGGUCGAAACUACGUUCGACUUAGCAUUUUAAAUAGCAUGCCCAACUGGAGCCCAACUGGAGCCCAACUGGAGCCCAACUGGAGCCCAACUGGAGCCCAACUGGAGCCCAACUGGAGCCCAACUGGAGCCCAACUGGAGCCCAACUGGAGCCCAACUGGAGCCCAACUGGAGCCCAACUGGAGCCCAACUGGAGCUCUGGAAUGGGUGUUGCCUCAGAAUAAACAUUAACCUGUACUCUUUUUCCUUUCACCUUAUUUCUAUUGGCCUUAUUAUGUAACUGCGUGGAUGACGUCACAGUGCCUUUAUUACUACUGCAGAUAUGUGUUUUGUUAUGUAGCCUAAAUAGUAGCCCUCUUUGGAGACCACUUUGUGUACUUUUUUUUUAGAAGGAAUUGUGUGUGUUUGUGUAUAUUUUAUUUAAGCCUAUUGUCAAACGUUUUGAAUAAAUGUAAUAUCUGAAAUGAUUGAUUGUGUCAUAUUAUCUAGCGGACUUGUCAAAGUGAAGAUGUCUCGGAUUUAUCCGCCAUAAUAUUCAACUUUGUAAUAAAC
This is a messenger RNA of Oncorhynchus gorbuscha (pink salmon), 2209 nucleotides long. It is a transcript of the gene foxi1, whose product is annotated as forkhead box i1. The transcript has 2 exons. Gene Ontology annotation, molecular function: DNA-binding transcription factor activity, RNA polymerase II-specific; RNA polymerase II cis-regulatory region sequence-specific DNA binding. NCBI's taxonomy places the organism in Eukaryota, Metazoa, Chordata, Actinopteri, Salmoniformes, Salmonidae. Bases 187 to 1455 code for a protein of 422 amino acids. The record is from RefSeq and is a predicted model, not a curated record. Gene Ontology annotation, biological process: cell differentiation; anatomical structure morphogenesis; regulation of transcription by RNA polymerase II.